ACGGGCGUUAACAACACCAUAACCUGUGGCGCUGACGGUAACUGGGAAACCAUGACUGGCCAUGGUUCAUGUGAUGAAGUGAACUGUGGUUCGCCGACACUUCUACCCUUUGGAACCUUUAACUACAGCUCUACAACUUAUGGUUCCCCGAGCCAUCUGCUUUGCAACACGGGCUAUAGAUUUGCUGGCACCAACAACACUAUAACCUGUAGAGUUGAUGGCACAUGGGACCCAAUAUCCGGAUCAUGUGACGUUGUGAACUGUGGUUCCCCUGCGCUGAUCCGCAACGGCGCCAACAACUGCAGCAGCAGCGCUACAACGUAUGGUGCACUGUGCUAUCUGGUUUGCAACACCGGCUACACCUUCACUGGCGCUAACGACACUAUAAGCUGCACUGAUGCUGGUGACUGGGGUACAUACUCAGGAUCAUGUGUGGCCGACUGUGGAACACCGACUGUAGAAAACGCCAUCGUGUCAUACAACGGCACGAUUUACGGUUCAAAGGUCAGGAUCACCUGCGUCAACGAAACCUUUCUGUAUGACGGUAACGCCUCGAUCAAAGUCGUGAUUCUUAAAGCAAACGAAGUGAAAGCAGAGAUUCUGUUUAACGGCGAGGGGACAACACGGACCAGCUGGUUCUCAAUAACUCAAAUGAUCAACUCAACCUGGACAGAUCUCAACGAUGAAGCGACGUUUAAUUACUUCAGUAUUCCAGGACUUGGAGGACAUCAUCGGCGAUUUUAUAUAAACAAUCUCUUCAAUGGAUGUCCAGGAGAUAUAGGUUGGAUGCUGAUUAAAGAUAAAGCUAUCAACAGCCCCUGUGAUUGGGAGAAGACGACUACCCCGACUAUCUUGUUCAGUAAAGCCUCGACCGCUACAUUGUCUACAGAUUGGGAAUCGGCGGAUGUGAUGGCAGUACUGGCACAGCUAGGAUCUCACGAUUAA
This is a messenger RNA of Haliotis rufescens (red abalone), 945 nucleotides long. RefSeq names its product sushi, von Willebrand factor type A, EGF and pentraxin domain-containing protein 1-like. The transcript has 7 exons. NCBI's taxonomy places the organism in Eukaryota, Metazoa, Mollusca, Gastropoda, Lepetellida, Haliotidae. The record is from RefSeq and is a predicted model, not a curated record. Bases 52 to 945 code for a protein of 297 amino acids.